Hemibagrus wyckioides is the source of this 3439-nucleotide messenger RNA. RefSeq names its product alpha-1,6-mannosylglycoprotein 6-beta-N-acetylglucosaminyltransferase B-like. The record is from RefSeq and is a predicted model, not a curated record. Gene Ontology annotation, cellular component: Golgi apparatus. Gene Ontology annotation, biological process: protein N-linked glycosylation. The transcript is spliced from 18 exons. Lineage: Eukaryota; Metazoa; Chordata; Actinopteri; Siluriformes; Bagridae. Bases 620 to 2968 code for a protein of 782 amino acids. Gene Ontology annotation, molecular function: alpha-1,6-mannosylglycoprotein 6-beta-N-acetylglucosaminyltransferase activity.
CGUUUCACCCAGCAUACUCUCCGCCUGCCUCGUGAAAGCAGGGGGUCCGGUGGCUUUGCUUUGCGCGUUUGAGACAGCUCAGUUAUCACAGGGGAACUUCAGCGACGCGCAGACCGCAGAGCACUUCCGCUGCGCAACGCGUCUUUUAACGCACCUCUAACGCACGCGUAUCGUCUGUAACGUUAAGCAACGUCUCGGCGUCCUGCGGGAUGUUUUGCUCGAGAUUUGGAUUUGGAGGCAUUUAGGACUAAUCACGCAUCUGCGCAGCAAAGUUGGGAGUUUGUUUGUUGUUUGUUUAUUUUUCCGUCGCAAUGAACGGAAUGCGUGAGACGUUGAGCGUGCGCUGAGCGCGAGAAUAAUAAAAAAGGCUCGCGUUCGGAGAAGCUGAGAGCUGAUGGAAAUGAUGCACUGAACCGGGACCGUAAACGCGUCACCUGCCUGCUAGGGUGGUGUUUUUUUCCCCUGAAUUGUUUCUGAUUGUUCACUGGGAAAGAGGUGCGUGCGUGCAGCAUGCGUUCCACGCGCGCUCUUACCGGAUUCACCGGCGCGGCUCGCGGAUUCGUUAACGGAUUAUUUCAUCUCAGGGUUUGGUAAACCAGCUCGGACGACGGGGGGAAUAAUGGUGAGGAGAUGCCUGCUGAGCAUCAAACCGUUCAGGAUCUUCGUGGUGGGGAUCGGCUUCUUCAGCCUGUGCUUUUUAAUGACCUCUCUGGGAGGCCAGUUCUCGGCCAAACGUCUCACCGACUCUCCGUUCACUGCCCGCACCGAAGUGUUUGGAGGCGUGGAGUCCCGAGGUGUCCUGAGGAAGAUCAGUGACAUGCUGGAGGUCAUCAUGAAGAGGAUGGAGACUCUGUCGAGGCUGGAGAACGCUAAUGACUCGCGGCGUCUGGAGGAACUCAGCUCGGCCAUCAGCAGGAUUCAGCCAGCAGGACUGGUAGAGAGAAUUCAGGCCAUUGCCCAAAACGUGUCGAACAUGGCAGUGCGAGUGGAGCAGAUUCUUCAGAACAGCAUGGCAGCAUCAAGAGUUGUGAGAGAUGGAACGUCGAGUCAGUGUGAAGUUCCCAGAGACUCGAAAUACCCCGACUGCGCUAGCAAAGUGGAUUGGAUGAGGGCGCGCUGGACGUCGGAUCCGUGUUACGCCUUUUAUGGAGUGGACGGCUCGGAUUGCUCCUUCCUGAUUUACCUGAGUGAGGUGGAGUGGUUCUGCCCCCCGCUGGCCUGGAGGAACUACAGCACCACACCUGCAGUGCUGAAAAGCUCAGCUAAGAGACAAGCGGCGUUCCGUACAGAUCUCGGCGCUCUGUUGGAUCAGGUUGGAACAGGGAAAGAGUCUCUGAGCUUUAUGAAGAGACGGAUCCGCAGGCUGGCAUCGCAGUGGGCUACAGCUGCCCAGAGACUGGACCUGAAGCUGCAUGGACGAUGGAGGGAGCAGAAGAAGAUUCUGGUACAUGUGGGUUUCCUGACGGAGGAAUCGGGUGACGUUUUCAGUCCUAAGGUUCUAAAAGGCGGACCUUUAGGGGAGAUGGUGCAGUGGGCCGACAUCCUCACGGCUCUCUAUGUCCUCGGACACAACCUGAAGAUCUCCAUCUCAGUCAAGGAGCUGCAGGGGUUCCUCGGUGUGCCGCCUGGACGAGGAAGCUGCCCGCUGACUGGACCUUUGCCCUUUGACCUCAUCUACACCGACUACCAUGGCUUACAGCAGAUGAAGCAACACAUGGGGCUCUCCUUAAAAAAACACAAGUGCCAUAUUCGAGUCAUAGACACGUUCGGGACAGAGCCGGCAUAUAACCACGAGGAAUAUGCAACUUUACAUGGCUACAGGACCAACUGGGGAUACUGGAACCUCAACACCAGGCAAUACAUGACCAUGUUCCCCCACACCCCAGAUAACUCCUUCAUGGGCUUCGUAUCCGAGGAGCUGAAUGAGACGGAGAAGCACAACAUCCAGCAGAACAAAGUGAAGAACAUGGCCGUCGUCUACGGCAAGGAGGCCAGCAUGUGGAAGCUUCAGGGUAAAGAGAAGUUCCUGGAGAUUCUGCACCGCUAUAUGGAAGUCCAUGGGACGGUGUACUAUGAGACACAGCGCCCCCCUGAGGUCCCCGCCUUCGUUAAGAAUCAUGGACUGCUGCCUCAACAGGACCUCCAGCAGCUUCUACGCAAGGCCAAGCUCUUCAUCGGGUUCGGUUUUCCUUACGAAGGCCCCGCCCCUUUAGAAGCGAUAGCCAACGGGUGCAUUUUUCUUCAGCCCAAGUUUCGUCCUCCUCACAGCUCGCUCAAUCACGAGUUCUUCAGAGGAAAGCCAACGUCCAGAGAGGUCUCCUCUCAGCACCCGUAUGCUGAGCAGUACAUCGGCCGACCUCACGUCAUGACCGUGGACUUCAACAACUCGGAGGAGUUUGAAACCGCUGUGCGCGAGAUUAUGAGAAUGAAGGUGGAUCCUUUUCUGCCAUAUGAGUACACAUGUGAGGGAAUGCUGGAGAGAGUGCAUGCUUACAUUCAGCAUCAGGAUUUUUGUGGUCCAGAGGCUCCGUUUCCCCCCGCUAACGUGUCUGUGGUUUGGCCUGGAGGCAUGUUCAUGCGGGUCGAUGACUCGGGUCUUGUUUCUUGGGCAGUGAACUCAACAUCGCCGCCCUCCUGGCCUCCGCUGAACGCACUCAGACUCACCAUCUCGGCUGAGGGGCAGUCGUGUGUGGACGCCUGCAGGAGCUCAGACUUGGUGUGUGAACCUGCUUUCUUCCGCUUCAUCAAUAACAAGGAGGCGCUGAACAAGCUGCAGGUGCAGUGCGAAGUGGUGGAAUUUGAGAUGAAUCACAUUUUUCCGGCAUUUUCCACGACAGCGCAUGAGUGCGGCCUGCAGAAAGAGCCUCUGCUGUUCAGCUGCGCGGGGUUCGGAGCUAAGUACAGACGUGUGUGUCCUUGCAGGGACUUCCGUAAAGGACAAGUGGCACUGUGUCGGGAUUGCUUAUGACGGAUUUCUCCUGAGCUCCUGGAUUUUCCUGAAACCCUGACUGAUGUUGAGCACAAUAAAACUCUUCAAAAAAUCUGGGAAGCAGAGCAUAAAUUCCUAACCGAGGCUCCCGGCAAGACGUCCGUCUCCACUGUCCACUCCAAUAUUCACAGGACAGAAAAAAAGUCAUUCCGAUUCCCCUCCAAACAGGAAGUAAUAACCGACCAUACUUCCUGCAUCAUGUGUUUAUUUCCUGAGUUUAAAGCAGAAGAUCAGGCAACCCUGAUAGCACCGAUGUGUCCAUCAGAGCAAAGGUCAAACAAACUCUACACAACAGAGUGAACGAACUCGAAUUUCGAUCUGCAUAAAACAGACACGUGCGAAAGAAUAUUUUUUAAUCAAACUAAAAUAUUUGAAUGUAGACUGUGAAUUUUUAUGACUACAAAAGUUUGUGAUGUAACUUAUAUAACUAAUAAAAGACAGACACAUUUA